AUGGCAGCAAGAAUAGCAUCGAAGUCAAGAUCGAAGAUAGCUACCCCCGCCCUGGACAGCUCACCCCAGCGGGGGAUCUCCGUGGCAUCCGGAAACUGGUGCACGGGCCAGCACCCCCACCCGCUGGCGAGCAAUGUACCACUCACGGAGCUGCUGAGGGGAGGGGGUGUCACGAGCGCGCUGCUGCUGCUGUUGCUGCAGGCGCUGACCACUGCCGGAGCCGACCCUCUGCGCAGUGCCACCCCGACCAGCUCCACCUCCUCCGCCACCGCCUCCUCCACCGCCGCCACCUCCGCCACCUCCGCUCCCACCACCACCGCCGCCGUUACCUCCGCCUCCACUGCCGCCACUGACACCUCCACCCCCACCUCCACCUCCACCGCCACCCCCACUCCCCCCGCCGCCUCCACCUCCACCUCCACCGCCCGCGCUAGCUCCUCCUGCGCCCCUACCCCCCUUGCCCUUGCCAGAGCGGCGUCUCCCACUAGGGGUAGACGGCGCACUGACCAACUCAAGCCCAAGCAGGUUAGCCGUAGCAGCAGAGGCAAUAGAGGGCAGAAGGGGGGAGGGGGAACACCCCUCAAAAAUGAGGGUGCGCUGGUCACCACGAGAGGCUCCUACAGCGACUAUGCUCUUCUUCGCUGUUAA
This is a messenger RNA of Closterium sp. NIES-65, 648 nucleotides long. The record is from the annotation of a GenBank genome assembly. NCBI's taxonomy places the organism in Eukaryota, Viridiplantae, Streptophyta, Zygnematophyceae, Desmidiales, Closteriaceae.